Gastrolobium bilobum is the source of this 1594-nucleotide messenger RNA. Its product is annotated as rho GTPase-activating protein 2-like. The record is from RefSeq and is a predicted model, not a curated record. Gene Ontology annotation, biological process: signal transduction. Gene Ontology annotation, molecular function: GTPase activator activity. NCBI's taxonomy places the organism in Eukaryota, Viridiplantae, Streptophyta, Magnoliopsida, Fabales, Fabaceae. The transcript has 4 exons. The coding region runs from base 1 to 1389 and encodes 462 amino acids.
AUGACAGGGCCAGUGAUGGUGACAAAGGGUGGUGGAUGCGGUGGUGAGAAGGGGAGGAGAAUGGAGAGAGUCACCGAAGAAGAACAAAACCAGCUCUCACCGGUGGCGGUUGUCUUGGCGGCUCUCAGAAAAUCCAUGGUGGCUUGCAGUGUUGAAUCUCCUGAUGAUGUCAUCUCCGCCGUGCAUCCCAUGGAGAUUGGAUGGCCCACCAAUGUUAAGCACAUAAGUCAUGUCACUUUCGAUCGUUUCAAUGGCUUUCUGGGUCUUCCCGUUGAGUUAGAGGUUGAUAUUCCCGGUCGGGUUCCCAGUGCUAGUGUUAGUGUGUUUGGCGUCUCAGCAGAAUCAAUGCAGUGUUCUUAUGAUUCGAAAGGAAACAGUGUCCCCACUAUUCUGUUGCUAAUGCAGGAGCGAUUAUACUCACAGGGAGGACUAAAGGCUGAAGGUAUAUUUCGGAUAAACCCAGAAAACAGUGAAGAGGAGCAUUUGAGGGACCAGUUGAAUAGGGGCAUUGUGCCAGAUGACAUUGAUGUUCAUUGCUUGGCAGGCCUAAUUAAAGCUUGGUUCCGAGAACUUCCUUCAGGAGUGCUAGAUGGACUUUCUCCAGAGCAAGUUCUUCAGUGCAACACAGAAGAAGAAUCUGUUCACCUUGUGAAGCAGCUAAAGCCAACUGAGUCAGCCUUGCUCAACUGGGCUAUUGAUCUCAUGGCUGAUGUUGUAGAAGAAGAGGAGUAUAAUAAGAUGGAUGCAAGAAAUAUUGCAAUGGUUUUUGCUCCAAAUAUGACUCAGAUGUCUGAUCCACUAACUGCUCUGAUGCAUGCGGUCCAAGUGAUGAAUUUACUAAAGACCUUGAUACUGAAGACACUUAGAGAACGUGAAGAAACAGCAACAGCAGGAUAUUCAUCCAUGUCAUUUCAUUCAUCAGAUCGCCAAUCUGAGGAUGAGUAUGACAGUCAGCAAGAAAUGGAUAUCAGUGGUGAAUUGAGAGGGAACAAGUCAGAUUAUGAUGAUCAUGUUAACUGCAGCCGUAGCAAUGAAGAGGAAGAGGAAGAGAAGGAGGCUGCAUCUGUAAAUGACAUAGAGGAAUGCCUCUUGAAGUGGUUGGAUGAGAACACAAAAGGAUUCUCAGAAGAACCUGAAGGGUAUUUGCAAGAAGAGUUUGACAGCCCCAGGAAUUGCUCUGGCUAUAAAGUGGAAUGUGCUAUGUCAUUUACUGAUAUCAAAACUGGGAAUUCAUGCUCGAGUUCCUCUUAUGGAGAUGAUUCGAGAACAACUCUGACUGCUGAGGGAACAAGUAGUCCAUCAAUAGGAAGUACAGGCACCUAUGAUGUGGAGAUGAUGGAUAAAUUUACAGAUUCUAUUUCACUGGUACCACUGUUUGCAUCUGGUUAAGAACUGAGCUUCUUUUAAGCAGCAUUUAUGUAACUUGUUUUAGAUUUGGUCUCUACAAGCAGAGUUGCUUGUGUAAAUUAGUUAGUACGUGGAGUAGGAAGUGUUUGCUUGUUGUGGAUUGUGAGGUGGUUAUGUUCAGUUUAGGGCUGAAUUUAACCUGAUCCUGCAGUAUGUCCCAGUACUUGGACAGUUCUAACUGUGAUAC